This is a messenger RNA of Cyprinus carpio (common carp), 3841 nucleotides long. Its product is annotated as USO1 vesicle transport factor. Gene Ontology annotation, cellular component: Golgi membrane; Golgi stack; cytoplasm. The record is from RefSeq and is a predicted model, not a curated record. The transcript has 26 exons. Gene Ontology annotation, biological process: endoplasmic reticulum to Golgi vesicle-mediated transport; intracellular protein transport; vesicle fusion with Golgi apparatus. The coding region runs from base 188 to 2959 and encodes 923 amino acids. Gene Ontology annotation, molecular function: protein binding. NCBI's taxonomy places the organism in Eukaryota, Metazoa, Chordata, Actinopteri, Cypriniformes, Cyprinidae.
CUGCGCAUGCGUGUCCGAGUCAGUUCCGGGCUGGGUGCUCUUGUGUUGAGAGAUCAACAUCAGGCAGCUGUUGUUUUUAAUGACAUUUACUGUCUGCCUGUCCUGGAAAUUCUUUUUACUUUAACAGACGUUUAAUCUGUCUCAACAUCGACGUUUAAAAUACUAGCUAAAGCGGACACAUAGCAGGAUGAAUUACAUCUGGGAAGUAGUGGGAAGGCAUCCAACAGGCCAACAGCCGACUGGAGCAGAAACAAUCCAAAAAUUGUGUGACCGAGUGGCUUCAUCCACCUUGUUGGAGGAUCGAAGAGAUGCUGUCCGUGCCCUCAAAUCUCUUUCCAAGAAAUACCGAAUGGAGGUUGGCACAAUGGCUAUGGACCAUUUGGUUCGUAUACUGCAGACUGACCGGGCAGACACUGAAACCCUAGGUUAUGCUUUGGACACGUUGUACAACAUUAUUUGCAGUGAUGAAGAGGAGGAACCAGAUGAUUCUGAAGAGGAGAACCAGCAAAAGCAGGAAGAUGAUUUGGGAGCUCAGUUCACUGAAAAGUUCAUCCAGGAACCAGAUAAUAUCACACUUCUCCUCACACUGUUGGAGGAGUUUGACUUCCAUGUCCGCUGGCCAGGUGUUAAGCUCUUAACUGCACUUUUGAAGAGCCAGUGUGCUCCGGUCCAAGGCAUCAUCCUGGUCAGCCCAAUGGGAGUGUCCAGAUUAAUGGAUCUACUUGCUGAUUCCAGAGAAGUUAUCCGUAAUGAUGGUCUCCUGCUGCUGCAGCAGCUAACCAAAGGCAAUACUGCGAUUCAGAAGAUUGUGGCUUUUGAAAAUGCAUUUGAGAGACUUCUUGAAAUUAUCACAGAGGAGGGUUCAAGUGACGGAGGUAUUGUGGUGGAAGACUGUCUCUUAUUGUUGCUCAACCUUCUGAAGAACAAUAGCUCCAACCAGAAUUUUUUUAAAGAAGGCUCCUAUAUCCAGAAGAUGAAGUCGUGGUUUGAGGUGGGGGAUGAUAACUCUGGCUGGUCGGCGCAGAAGGUCACCAACCUCCAUCUAAUGCUACAGCUGGUACGAGUGAUGGUUUCUCCAGUGAACUCUCCAGGGGCCACAGCCAGCUGUCAGAAGGCCAUGUUCCAGUGUGAUCUCCUCCAGCAGCUCUGCACCAUCCUCAUGGCCACAGGUGUUCCUGCAGACAUCCUCACAGAGACCAUCAAUACUGUGUCAGAAGUCAUACGUGGCUCUGAAGUGAAUCAGGACUACUUUGCAUCAGUUAACGCACCAUCCAAUCCACCAAGGCCUGCGAUUGUGGUUCUUCUAAUGUCAAUGGUGAACGAGAGACAGCCGUUUGUUCUGCGCUGUGCUGUACUUUAUUGCUUCCAAUGCUCUGUUGUUUUUCACUUUAUCUCUCAGGGUGAUAAGCUCAACCGGAGGUUUGCUGUUUCUGCCAUUAGUUUCUUACUAACUUAUUUGCUCAUUUCUCAGAUGUUGAAGAUGUGCGUAUCUCAAUAUAAAUGUGUAUGGCAGUAUGAGUGUGUGAUUAAGACCUUUAUAAUUGUGUGUUUUUGUUUCUGUGUACAGGGCAGUAGGGUGCAGACGAAGGUCGGCCUCCUCAUGUUGCUCUGCACCUGGAUCAGCAACUGUCCAAUAGCUGUCAUGCACUUCCUGCACAAUCAAGACAAUGUUCCCUUUCUGACGGGUCAAAUCUCAGAAAACCUGGGUGAGGAUGAGCGACUGGUUCAGGGUCUGUGUGCUCUGUUGUUGGGCAUUUGUAUCUACUAUAAUGACAACAGCCUAGAGAAUUACACAAAAGAAAAGCUGAAGCAGUUGAUUGAGAAGCGCAUAGGAAAAGAAAACUUUGUGGAGAAGCUGGCCUUUAUAACCAAACACGAACUGUAUUCUCGUGCUGCUCAGAAACCUCAGCCAGCCUUUUCCACCCCAGAACACAUGCUGUUUGAUCAUGAGUUCACCAAACUUGUUAAAGAGUUGGAAGGUAUGAUAACAAAAGCAGUGCUUAGGUCGAGCGAGGAAGAGAAAAAGGAAGAAGAGGUGAAGAAAACACUAGAACAGCAUGACAGCAUUGUAACCCAGUACAAAGAGUUGAUUAGAGAACAGGAUUCUCAAAUAAAUGAGCUGAAGGAGCAAGUAGCAUUGCUGACUUCCCAGAAUGAAAAGUUGCAGAACACCACAACACAGCAGUUCUCUCAGAUCCAGCAGCACAAGGAUCAGUAUAACAUCCUCAAACUCAAACUAGGUAAAGAUAAUCAGCAGACAGGUAAUCAGGCAGAGGCAGCACAUGUGAACGGCCUGCAACCGGAGGAGCUGAGCCAACUCCGAGAACAACUUGAGGAACUGCAAAGACAAAACCAGCUGCUGCAGACACAGCUGACUGAAAAGGACUCUCUAAUAACCAGCCUGAAAGCUGAGGGAGUGCCAUCAGCAGAGCGUUCAACUUCAGAGGUCACAGAAUUACAAAAGGAGGUGGAGUUGCUGAAAGCACAGCUGCAGAGCCAGACCGCAGAGAUCACACAACUGCAGAGUGAAAGACAGGAGCUACUCAGAGGAUCCGAGAGCACAGCUGCAGCUCCAGGAGGAGACAGUGUCUACACAGAGAAGACUGCAGAGUUAGAGAGCAGGCUCUCUGCUCAGACAGCAGAGACACAAAAGCUCAAGGGGGAAGUUAAAACUCUUCUGGAGAGUAAGGAAUUGAUGGAGAAAGAACUUGCUUCAGCCACGAGCACAACUGCCAUCAUGCAGGCAGAGAAGAGCAAGUUGCAGCAGGAGGUGCAGGAGUCCAAGAAGGAGCAGGACGAUCUUCUCAUGCUACUUGCUGACCAGGACCAGAAGAUUCUGAGCCUGAAACAGAGACUCAAGGACUUGGGAGAGACGAUUGAAGAUGAGGAUGAUUUGGAUUCAAGGGACCAGUUUGAUGAUGAUGAUGAUGAUGAUGAUGAUGAAGAGUGUGAUGAAUAAAAAAAGUAUUGACUUAAUAGUGGAAGUGAAAGACUGCUAAUAUUAACCUGUCACUUACACGCUUAGAGAAAGAGAUUGUAAGCCUUGGACCGUAGAGCUUUUCUUCUGAUUUUUAGAAGAAUCACAUAUUUCUUUACUUCUUUAUAACUGCUUUUUAAUUUUUAGAAUUUAUUUUGCAGUGGACAAAACAAUCCAACUAAUUGAACCAGACCCAUUUCAAGCAUUGAAUAUAUUCAGAUAAUAAAUACAGAUUAAUACUUUCUUUUUGAUCAAAAUUCCCAGCGCUUAUGUUCUGGUAAUGUACAGUACAGGAUUCUGGAGAGCUGUUUGCACUAAUGAUGAAAAGGAGAAAAUAAAGAAAAGAUUUGCUUCUUUGUUAUACAUAGUGCAAAGCCACAGAGAAAGUUCAGUCUGUAUUUCCUUACAGUUUGACAACUUGUGAGUAAGUGUGAUGGACUUGAUGAUGGAUGGAUGUGUUCUGUAAGACAUGCCUUCUCUGCUCAGGUGCAAAGUGAACAUCUCAUUUAAAUUUUGUCCUUUUCCUGUUUUGCAUUAGAUUGCUGCCUGGUCAAAUGGCUGUUGUUGUUGUUGUUGAUGCUUUUUUUUCUUUCAUCUGUUCCUCCAUGUCAGCAGUUUUCAGAAUUGUUCAUCCAUACAUUCAUAUCUACAAAUGAUCAAACACACUCAACCCACUUUGCAUUACAUUGUGUUAAUACUAUCCGUGUGUUCUUCAGUAUUACACUCCUGAAGUCCCAUUAAAUGUCAGGAUGCUACAUUUUCAGGUUCCUAAAAAACUGGAGAGGUAUACUUUGCAAAAUUUAUUUCAAGCUUUGGUUAAUUUAUGGAUAAACCCGCCUCCUUAGAAUAAACUAUAUAAACUUA